Cladocopium goreaui is the source of this 2271-nucleotide messenger RNA. NCBI's taxonomy places the organism in Eukaryota, Dinophyceae, Suessiales, Symbiodiniaceae. The record is from the annotation of a GenBank genome assembly.
AUGUAUAAUAGGGAAUAUUCCAUAACUGGGGGUAUAGCCCAUUUACUAAGUGGGGCACGCAACCCCGGCACCGUGGUCGCAUUUCCGUACCAGCGGCUACCCCAGGUGGCCUUGUCCUUUGUAGCCGUGAACACAGUGACGGUUCUGGUGGUGGCUUCGCACCUGUGGUGGGCGAGAAGUAGUGGAUACCAAAAGUAUGCUGACAUUGUGAGCCUCAUGAAGGAACGCAGAGAUUUGUCUACACGCAGAGCCCAACUGAUGGCUGAGAAGGCCAGCUUCAAGCUCUUCAAUAUCAUUUGCAAGAUCUACCUGCAGUUCAGCCUUUUGCUCAAUACCUUCUCUGCACUGGUCAUGACCAAUAGCUGCGGAGCUGGUGAAGAGCUUCACCUUUUGCUCACGCAACUGGGACUGGCGAUCGCUCUCUACGCCGCUGGCGUGGCUGUGGCCAUGGAUCUUGUUCCCCUCACGCCCAAGAACUGUGAUCAAAUCGCCCUUUGGGCACACUGUUUGCUGUUGAUUUCCCUCUGGUGUCCCAGCUCGGACGUGGAUUUCUUGAUGAUGGGCGGGGGACGAAGUUUGUUGCGAGCGUUGACCAGCCUUCUCUUCGUUGGGAGUCUGCGGAAAGCGCUCGCUGCUAAUCUGGUCCUCAGCCUGGGCUCCAUUUGGAGCUUGACCAAGGCAGCUCAGGCGCUUCAAGGUGGGACCUGGUCCUGUCACGUCCUUUCCGCAGCGUUCUCCGAGAUCAGCUGUGCGGUGCAGCUGAUGUUCUUGGUGCUGGUGGUACGAAGGUUGGUGGAUGAGUGGUUGGAGCUGAAGUUGGAGAAUCUGGAUAUCAGUGGGAAGUCCCACGCGCGGAGAAAUUUGCUCUCCGUGCUGGUAGAUGCCGACAUUACACUCGACUCCAACCUUCGCAUUUGUGCACCCAGCAACAAGGCGCAGCACCUGUUGGCACCAGAUCUCCAGACUUCCCUGGAAGGACUCAAGUUUCAUCAUCUGGUUGCCGAAGCAGAUCGUUCGAAGUUAAGGGAAUUCUUGAAUCGUGCGGGCUACGCCGCCGCCAGCAGCGAGACGGCAGACUUGCGGAGCGAGAGCUCCACCUCGAUGCAGGGAGGAGGAAACCCCGCCUCCUCAAUGUCGAUUCAGAUGGGUGAGACUGGCAGGCUGCUACAGAUUUUUCAUGCCAGCAUACCGGUGGCAGAGGGUGAAGAGAUGAAGAAACAACCUCGACAUCUGGUUGGCAUCCAGGAGCAAUUCAGCGCUCAAGAGUUCAGUGAAACGACGGAAUCCAACAAUCUCUACAUGGACCCCACCACGGAUGCAGAGCAAGUGUAUUUGUCAACCCAAAACCUGGCAGCACAGCAGCAGAGCUUUGAGGGUCGGCAACGUCGACCUCCCAGUACUGGCUCUCGAGGUUCUCGCGAUUCCCGGGGAUCUGCCAGUUCGGCCUCAUCCCUACGAUCCUCGGUGGCCGGGCUGCCCGAGAUUUCCUCGAUCAGCUUUAUCUUCAACGGCUACUCCGAAGGCCUGAGCAUUGUCGAGGCGACGCUGCGCUUCGACACCUUCCGGGGAGAGAAGAGCAGUGAGCCAGCGAGGCUGCCGGAAAUGAGGCACUGGAUUCGUAGUCGGCACUGGGACCAGUUCCGCAACUGGGUGCAGAUGGAAACGCAGCGCUGUUGUGCUGGGCAUGCCGACGAGGUCAAGUCUUUUGAAGGUCCUCUAGAGUUCUACUAUCCCGGCCAGCCAGACAUGACUCUGGUGGCCGGUAGUGUCAACGUCAUGGGUAUUCAAAAUGAUUGGAGUGACAACGAAGAUGAUGAGGAGGAGGAUGAGGAGCCGGAGGAAUCGAAGCCGCGGCAUCCGAUCAAAAUCUUGAAGCGGAGCCUGACACAGGACUCGGCACAGGAGAGCCAACCGAAAGUCUGCGAGGCGCCGUCUGGUGGAUCGACUGACAGUAUGGGUGUGAAUGCCAGCUCAGCUGCCACAGAAGAGGAAGAGGAAGAGGCUUUGGAAGAGGUCCCAUUUCAGCACCCAUUGUUGGAUCAGGAGGCGGAAGCUGAGGUGGACGCACUCUUGGUGGAAGUGGAAUGCAAGGCCUUCUCACAGUACAGACGCCUGAAUUCCAAGCCCCGGAAAUCCAAGCGCUACGGACAUCUCUGCCGCAACCGGCCUCUAGAGCCCAGCCUCCUGGCCGUAAAAAGCCAUGGGUUUUUUGCAUCCCAUGGAUUUCUUCCGGAAAUCCAUGGGUUUCUUGGAUUUCCUAUGGGUUUUUAA